AUGGCCUACCAACUACCCCCCUUACCGCAACCCAUCGCGGUGUUCGACCAGUUUGUCGCUCGGCAAACCGAAACACUGGUCAUCAAGGAGAAGUUACUCGACAGCUUUGACAUCAAGACACACACAGGGCAACCUGUGCUUCGAGUUCAGGGUCAGCUGCUGUCUAUGAGAGGACGAAAGACGGUCACGGAUUUGGGGGGUGCUCAUCUAUUCGACAUCGUCAAGGAGAUGCUCCAUAUACACGCCACAUUUGCUGCAAAUAGUCAAUCUGGGCAGAGGCUGUUGGAAGUGAAGAGUGGUUUUGCUUUGGUCGGUUCCAAAGCUAGAGCAACAUUUACAAACAGGCGAACUGGCCAGCCGGUCACUCUUUUUAUGAAGGGCAACUGGUUUGACACGUCGGCGGAUAUUGUUGAUGAGGCCACUGGCGCCGUGGUUGCGAGGAUUGACCGCAAGUUGUUGAACAUGAGGGAGGCGUUUCUUGGUCAGCAGACAUACCACCUCACGGUUGCGCCAGGGGCUGAUAUGGCUGUUCUGGUCGCUAUGUGCAUUGCCCUUGAUGAAAAGAACAAUGAGGGACAGGGUGGGUUCUGCACGGUGAUGUGA
Podospora pseudocomata is the source of this 603-nucleotide messenger RNA. RefSeq lists its product as uncharacterized. Lineage: Eukaryota; Fungi; Ascomycota; Sordariomycetes; Sordariales; Podosporaceae. The transcript has 2 exons. The record is from RefSeq and is a predicted model, not a curated record. The coding region runs from base 1 to 603 and encodes 200 amino acids.